This is a messenger RNA of Mycena indigotica, 2157 nucleotides long. RefSeq names its product IZH family channel protein. Gene Ontology annotation, cellular component: membrane. The transcript has 5 exons. The record is from RefSeq and is a predicted model, not a curated record. Gene Ontology annotation, molecular function: signaling receptor activity. The coding region runs from base 1 to 2157 and encodes 718 amino acids. NCBI's taxonomy places the organism in Eukaryota, Fungi, Basidiomycota, Agaricomycetes, Agaricales, Mycenaceae.
AUGUCGACUGAGAGCAUUGCAACUAUGCGGCCUCGACUCAAUCGUCGUCGCAUGUCGGCUCCUCCGCCGCGGCCAAGUCCAACCAGACUUCCCCAAUGCCGGCCACUUUCCCUCUCCCUCGAAGCUUUGGACUUGUGUUCAGCUUCACCGGCUCAAAUCCUCGCAUCGUUGCGCCUCCUCAUUCUUUCCUGUCUUGCGGAACUUGAAAGACGUUUGGCUGGAAUGGAGAAGGCAGGCACUGCGUUAGAGAUGCUUCGGUCCAUCCAAGCAGAAGUACGUUCACACCUGCCUGACGUUGACCUCGGUCUUGCAGCGCGGUUGCCAGACCUAGAUGACCUCAAAUCGCAUUUACCUGAUAUCGACAAGCUCAAGUCACUCAUUUCGGGGCUUGACUUUUCCACCCCACUUUCCUAUGUUCCUACACUCUCGCAGCACCUCCGUCAUCUGCACGACCACAUUGCAGACACAUUCGACUUUGAAUUCACCCGCCCACACUUUGACUUUGAGUUCCGUCGGCCCAAAUUCGAUUUCGAGCUCCGUAAACCGUCUUUCGAAUUCAGCCGCCCGUCAUUCGACUUUGAAUUCACCGACCUCAGAUUCGACCUUCCCAUUCUGGCGGACCUCGCAGACGUUCUUGACGCCUUCCGUGCCGACGUUGACGCGUUUUUGGCGGAUAUUCCGCAACUACCCUCUUUUCCCACCUCCCUCUCCUUCCCGUCACUCCCCACAAGCCUUUCUCGAGCAUCAUCAUCAACUGUCUCGUCUCCACUACCCGAGAGUUCCGACGAGGAGAAGAGUGAUAUCGCUCGUGCGCUUGCCCUCUCUGCACAUGGUCGCAACUUGAUCGGCUACGACGAUUUGCCAGUUGCUUGGCGCAACAAUCCUUUCGUACAAGGCGGAUACAGAUUCAUUCCACUCUCCAAAUGGCCCAACCUGGUCACAUCUGUGUUCUGUUUUCAUAACGAGACACUCAACAUCCACACACACUUCAUUCCAUUGCUACUAUGGAGCUCAGCGUUUGCUGGAAUGUGGGUGGCUCCUGGGUGGAGCUCUACGUUGGAUCGCAUCAUCUCCUCCAUUGCUAGUAUCUUGGCACCGCUUGUGUGGCUGUUUCCCAAGUGGUCAACGAGCGACAUUGCGCGCUACACGCCGUUCUCAGCCUAUACCGCAUCGAUAUCUUCCCAGUCCCUCCCAUUCUCUUAUUUCUCUUCGCCGUAUCCACCAAUAUCGCCGCAAACACCGCCUGACCCUUCUGAGAACCUCUUCACCCUUUUCGCGCUUGCUUGUCUCGCGUGUAGUGUGUUAUGGCAUACUAUGGCCGGAUGUGCGCGCCGAGGACCGAUGGAGACUUGUGCCCGAAUUGACUAUGUCGGCAUUGGCUGGCUGACGGCGACAUCCAUCGCGACUGUUGUUCAUUACGGGUAUGCCUGUGCUGAAGCUGCUGUCGAGGCGACACCGUUGGGCCACAAAGUUCUUCACCCCGCGGAGGUUUUGCAACAAAUCCAGGCUCACGUGACAUCACACCGGUCUGCCAUGCCAGCUCCGACUUCGAUUGCCUGGGCAUCGCAGAUUGAAGAGUCUUUGCCUGAGGUGCUGGUGUCUGGGCUUUCAUCUGGUCUGUCAGUAUUCUCCUCGGUCUUCUCUGCGAUAUACGGCGCGACGUUGGGCCAAGCGGAGUUUUUGUUGGCUUACCACCCGUUCGGCGCAGCGUGUCUCCUGCUUUGCUUCGUUUGCGGAGUCUCCGGCAAUAUCUUGCCGUUCUCCGAGUGGUUUAACAGGGUCGAGAACAGACUGUGGCGGAUCGGGUUCUUUGUCGGUAUUUCGUGCUCGGCGUUGGCACCACUUGCAGGCAUUGCUGCGUUGCAAGGGCUGGAUGCUACGUUGACCUUCAUGGCUCCCGUUGCACCGUCGCUCCUCUUCUACAUUGUCGGUCUUGUCGUCUACGCCACGCAGUUCCCCGAAUGUCUGCUCGGGCCGGAUGGAAGCCGGGGGAAGAACAAGGUCGUCCGGUUCUUGGUCGACCGUUGUGGAGCAGGCUCGCAUGCGAUUUGGCAUGUCUUUAUUGUGUUUGCGAUACGUGCACAUAGAGACGGAAUUAGAGAGAUGCGGCGGGCAGCAGCGGAAGGAGGGUGUGCUGCUGGCGUGGCUGGGUGGUAG